CUAUUAUGCUAUAAUACGAUUCGAAAAAUUGCUUGAUUAGUAUAAUCUUUAGUCUGGCGUUUCUUAUUAUUUCUCAUAAAUAUAUUUUAUUUAUAUUAACAACCUCUUUAUAAUGUGUAAUUAGACAUUUUUAACAUACGAUAUGACCACUCAGGGCCGUGGACCUGCAAAAAGGAAGGUCAAACCUGUUGAACCUCAGUCCUUACUUGAUUUUGAUCUUGGGGAAGGGGAGAGCUCUGAUGAUUCAGAUUUUCGCAUCGAAGACCACCCAGAGGAAAGUGAUGACUAUUCUAUAAAUUCUGAUGAUGACAAAAAAGGAGGUGCAAAUAGUGGAUCAUCAGAUGAAGAAUCUGAUUCUGAUAUUGAAAAUGAAUAUAAAAAAUCCAACAACAAAAUUGGUGAAGAAAUUUCAGUCGCUGAUUUACUUAAAACCGCUAAACAGAAGGAGUUUAAGUUUCCAGGGGACCUAGCAGAUGUGCUAAUAUGUGCUGGCUGUUUGGGCUCCAGAAGUGAUGAUUUCAAUGAGAUUGUUGGUUGUGAUGGAUGUGGUGUCACUGUACAUGAAGGUUGUUAUGGUGUGUCAGACGUUGCUAGUGAGUCUAGUACAGUGAGCUCUGCAUCAACAGAGCCAUGGUUUUGCGAGGCAUGUAAAGCUGGUGUUACAGAUCCUAGUUGCGAAUUAUGCCCCAAUAAAGGUGGAAUAUUCAAAGAAACUGAAGUAGGUGCAUGGGUCCAUUUAGUAUGUGCGCUGUAUGUACCAGGAGUAGCAUUUUCAGAGGUGGAACAUUUAUCAGGUGUGACAUUAUUUGAAAUGGCAUACUCUCGGUGGGGUGCUAGGUCCUGUGCUCUUUGUGAAGAUGUGACUCUAGCUAGAACUGGGGUGUGUGUUGGAUGUGAUGCUGGUCUCUGCAAGACAUUCUUUCAUGUUACUUGUGGUCAACGGGAGGGAUUGUUAGCAGAAGCACAUACAGAAGAGGCUGAACAGGCAGACCCCUUCUAUGCUCACUGCAGAUUACAUUCUGAUAAGGCUCUAGUAAAAAAACGCAAAAGAAAUUGGUUGGCCUUACAGUUGCGGACAGAAAAGAGGAAACAAGAACUACAAAGUAAUGUUAGUACGAAUGAGAAUCAAAGAUUCCAACGGAAAUUAGUGAAAUGUAGACGGAAGUACCUACAUCAAAAAGAGAAUAGGAAUCCUCCAUGGGUCCCAACUCAGAAAAUGGCUCGGAUGCUCUACAGCAGUGCAUCAGCAAUGAGGAAGUUCCAGAUGAAAGCUGAAUGUAUGGGUAUAGACACCCAUGCGCUGGAAUUCCAAGAUGCGCAGAUGGCCGCUCUAAAGGACGUGUCUCGUCGAUGGCACGUACCACCAGCAUUCUCUGUGGAGUUCGUCGGCUACUAUUUGGAUAGAAAUUCGCGUGUCACAUCCUUGCGUAAGUCACUUGAACGGCUCACCAAAGAAAACGAGACUUUGUUGGCCGAAGAUGAUAAAUUGAGAACUGAAUAUGAUGAGGCUUCAAAGGAGAACACAGAAACUCUGGCCGACAUGUCUUCAACAAGACAAGCCCUACAGAAGAUAUAUGAAGCGAUCACGGGCAUUUGCCCUAAGAAGAUAGCACCAUCUAUUAUAGAAGACAAGCCUCUCUUACCUCCAGUCAUACCUCGUUCUACGCCGAAGGUUACACCUCAACAACUCCAGAAACGGACGGGGGCUCCGGAUGUAGAUGAUACCUCAUUUGGUCGUAUAAUGCAUAGUGGGUCGGCCACCAGGUCAAUGUCUGUGCCCACCGCGGCAGCACUUAAGAUGGGCGUUGGUUUUCCUCUUAGCGACAACCCGGACGCUCGCCAUGGAAAAGUACUAUCUACGUCACUUGAAGCGUCGGACGCGCUGGCGGCCCGCGAGUGCGCGGCGUGCGGCCGCAGCAGCGAGCGGCACCUGAUGGCGGCCUGCGACACCUGCCACCACCACUACCACCUGCACUGCCUCAAGCCACCGCUGCAGCGCCCGCCCAAGAAGAGCAAACUCUACGGCUGGCAAUGCUCUGAAUGUGACAAAACAUCCGACUCGGAACCGGAAGUAUUAGAAAAGAAAGUACCAAGACGAUCACGUAUUCGGUACAGUAAAGACGGAGCAAUUAUCACAGAACCGGCGAGUCCCGGCUCAACACCCAAUUCACCGCCACCAAAACCAAAGUCUGCUAAACCUCAUCAUCUUAAGACCGAAACGAUAAAGAUCGCAUCGUCAGAAAAUCUAUCUCCAAUUAAAGUGACUAUAAAGCCUUUCGAAUUCAGUAGCGAUGGUAACGAAAGCACUGACAUUAAAAAAAAAGAUAAGAAAAUAAAGAAGUCCAAGCUAAAAGAACAUGCAUCCGGGUCUGUCGGUGAAGGUGAUAGUCCAUCGAAAAAGAUUAAGCGCAGUUUUACUUCGCCCACAUUGACGAACACGCCGUUGAUGUCAAUAACCCCAAUCGUUGCAGACAGUCCCAAUGAUUCGCACAAUGAAAAUUCCAAUGCCUCCACUAAUAUUGCUUUAAGUAAGCGAGAUGAAAGUUUUUUACCUCAAAAUAUAUCGUUCUCUUCACUGCUGAGUGAGUCAAAAGAAAGAGACAGCAAAGCUAUCGAAAGUUCUAUAGAGAACACACUCGCAAAUCUCUCAUCAGAUAUUGCUACGUAUAAAGCAAAUAGAAAACGUAGGAAAGAAAAGCACCGAUCGAGAUAUUCUCCUGACUUUAUGCGAACACCAUCAAAGUCACAUAAACAUAAAAGGAAAAAGAAGAUACAAGACAUGGAAAACCCAGGAUUACCUCGAAUUACUAUUAAGAUCAAACCUAUUCCCAAACCGGAUGGUUCUCUUGAUACACAAAUGUUCUACGUUCCGACGGACAGUAAUGACGGACCUCCGCCAGCAGUAAUGAAGAAACUGUCAAAGCAUACUGAGCAAACAGAUGCUAAUUCGAUGCUUCCAAUUGAUGCAUCAGCAGUCAUUGAACAAGACGCCUCAACGCCUCGUUCGCGGGUGCGGGGUGCGCGGGGCGGCGACGGCGCGGGUGCGGGGGGUGUGGGCGGUGUGGGGGGCGGGGAGGGCACAGGCAGCAGUCCUGCGGCCGCACUCACGCCCAUGACACACUGUGACGUCUGCACCGAACCUGGCAACAACACCAACCUAGUGCGGUGCGAUGAGUGCUUCAAACGAUACCACUUCACCUGUUUAGAACCGCCGCUGAACAAGAAUCCGAAGAAACGUGGCUAUUCAUGGCAUUGUGCGGACUGUGAUCCAACAGACAACGAAGAAAAUAACUAAGAAGGCUACAUGAGAAUAUUGCGUUGUACUCGUAUAAUGAAUAUUUCAGCUUUGUCUGUUCUUCACAUUAAAUAACUUUAAAUAUUUUUAUCAUCGAUCGUAGUCAACAUACUCUUAUAUUGCUGUAUUAAAUUAUAAUCUUUUUUCUUAUAUACCUACUUAAAAUAAUGUUAGUCCUUAAUACAUAUUAGUAUUACUGUAGGAUGUCAUAAAUGUGUUUUAUACCAUAAAAGGUAAAUAUUAAAAUAUUAUGAUGUAUGAAUAA
Achroia grisella is the source of this 3560-nucleotide messenger RNA. Its product is annotated as PHD finger protein 14. The coding region runs from base 143 to 3295 and encodes 1050 amino acids. Lineage: Eukaryota; Metazoa; Arthropoda; Insecta; Lepidoptera; Pyralidae. The record is from RefSeq and is a predicted model, not a curated record. The transcript has 20 exons. Gene Ontology annotation, biological process: regulation of transcription by RNA polymerase II.